AGUUUAGCUCUCGUUUCGUGAAGAGUGUCCCAUUUCUAGCUGUUUGGCGUGUUUGAAUUCGUUGCAAAAUGUCGAAAAAUAAGGAAAAAUUCCCAAGCUCCCCAAAUACAUUGCACAAUUACUUUGCUAAAUCCCCUGCAAGCACCAAGAAACCGGCAAACCCAUCAACUCCAACGAGUGCCCUUCCUGCAGACCGUGCUUCAUCAUGCAAUCAAACUAAUGGCACACCAAAAAGCUCCAAAGCCGCAGUUAAAAAGGAAGCUGGAUCAGCCGGCAAGCAGAAACGCUCCGUAACGGUAAAACCGCCAGCAAAUGAUGUCGACGAAGAGGAGAUUGUUACUCAAAAGAAGCGGCGCCGUAUCUUGCUGCUGGACGACACAUCGGACACCGAGGAUGGCGAUGGUGGUCGGAAUAACGAGAAUAAACCCAACAAUAACAACAAUGUGGAGGAUCAUGAUGAGCAAACUGGUACGAAAAAGUUUGCAUUGCUAUCCUCAUUUGAGCGGCCAAAUGAAACGGCCGAAGCUGAUCAGCGAAAGGAAGCAAGCAAAGAUGCAUCGGAUGAUGGACCAGUGCAGAAAAAGAUAAAACUAGAAACGGUCCACGAACCGAGCGAAGAGCCGGGUGCUGUUUUGGACGAACCGACCGUUUGGACUCACCAGAAGCUGGACUUUUUAAAACCGAACAAAAUCAAAGACAUUCAUGGCAAUCGACCGGGAAGUGAAAAAUAUGACAACAGAACAUUGUACGUGCCGGACCAGUAUCUUACCACACUGACACCGGCCAUGCGGCAGUGGUGGAUCCUGAAGAGCAAGAACUUCGAUUGUGUACUGUUCUUCAAGGUGGGCAAAUUCUACGAAUUGUAUCAUAUGGAUGCUGAGGUCGGUGUUACGGAGCUCGGAUUCAGCUUCAUGAAGGGUGAAUUCGCACACUCCGGGUUUCCCGAGGCUGCAUAUGACCGUAUGUCGACCACACUUGUCGAGAAGGGCUUCAAGGUGGCCCGGGUGGAACAAACGGAAACACCCGAAAUGAUGCAGGAGCGCUGUAAGACCGAGCGUACGAACAGCAAAUUCGACAAGGUCGUCCGUCGGGAGAUUUGUCAAAUCACUCUGAUGGGUACGGAGGUGUUUGGGCAGCAGGUAACCAUUACCAACAAUCACCAACCACGCUACAUGCUGGCGAUUACGGAAACUCCCCGUCAAGGGACGUGCAGUCGCUACGGAGUUUGUUUUAUCGACACAUCGAUCGGAUUGUUUCAUCUCGGUGAGUUUGACGACGAUAACCAGCAGUCCCGAUUGCUCACGUUCUUGUCCCACUAUCCACCGGUUCUGAUACUUCAUGAGCGUGCCGGUUCGGGCAAUAUGUCCGAGGGAACGCAGCGCAUUAUGAGAACAUUGCUUGCUAACGUGAAGCGUGAAGCCCUUACACACGGAACCCAGUUUUGGUCGGGCGAAACAACGCUGAAGUAUCUUGCGGAAACAAUCUACGGAGGAUCGAUGAGCGAAGAGUCCAAAUGGCCACCGGCAUUACGCACCAUGUUGGACGAUGCCGAUAGUUUGGGGCUAACGCCAAAAGAAUCGUACCAACUUGCAUUGAAAGCGCUUGGGGGAUGUGUUUGGUAUCUGCAGCGAUGCCUUCUGGACCAGCAGGUGCUUUCACUGGCCACAUUCGAAGAGUACGUUCCACUUGAUGAAAACAAGCAUGCAGGUAGCGAGACGAUUGAGCAGCGUCUUGGGGCUGCCAAAGCCAAACGCUUUAUGGUACUGGAUUCCAUUACACUGAACAAUCUGAAGAUAGUCGGUUCGGAAGGUUCUCUGGUCGAUCGAAUGGAUCACUGUUGCACCAAGUUUGGUAAACGAUUGCUUCACAGCUGGGUAUGUGCUCCGAGCUGCGUUAAAGAGGUAAUUCUCGAGCGCCAGGAAGCUGUUGGUGAGUUGAUUGAGAAUGUGGACCUGCUGCAGGACGUUCGUCAGAUUCUCGGUCAACUACCGGACAUGGAACGGCAUCUGGCACAGAUUCAUGGUUUCGGACUGGCGCUAACCAAUCACCCAACCAGACGAGCCAUCCUGUACGAGGAGCACGUGUACGGAAAGAAGAAAAUGCGCGACUUCAUCGCAACCUUGAAAGGAUUCCAAUCUCUGCUAGCUCUUCCACGUCUUUUUGCAAGCGUUUCUUCAAAGCUACUCAUACGGUUAACCCACAAAGCUGGUUCCAACCCAUCGGGAGCGUUCCCAUCGAUGGAAAAACAGAUCGAAUUCUUCGAAAACUCGUUCGAUCACGAAAAUGCACUCAAGAGUGGCAGUAUCGUGCCGGAGAAAGGGCUCGACGCAGAAUACGAUGCGAUCGAGCAGGAGAUCAAAGAUUUGAACGAAGAACUUGAUCAGUAUCUCGUGAGCCAAGGUAAAUUUUUUGGCUGCACCGUAAAGUACUUCGGGAACGAUAAGAAACGGUUUCAGUUGGAAGUGCCGGAAGGACGGGCAAAGAAAGCAACCAGCGAUUACACGCUGGAAGGUACGAAAACCGGCAAGAAUGCGGCCAAACGCUUUCACACCGAGGAAACGCGACACUUCCUGAAGCAGAUGAUGCAGCUUGAGGAUCGCAGAAAGGCGGUUCUGAAAGAUUUAGCCCGUAGAAUCUUUGAACGAUUUUCGCGCGAUUAUGACAUGUGGAAGAGUUGCAUCGAUCUGAUGGCCACGCUCGAUGUGCUUACGUCGCUGGCAGAGUAUGCACGGUCGGAAGGGCUGAUGUGUGUGCCGGAGCUACUCGAUAAGGAUGAGUCGGUAAAUGGAGGCAAAGCAUUCGUCGAGAUCGAGGAGGGUAUCCAUCCGUGUCUGACGAGUGAUGCGGCUGAGAAUUUCAUUCCGAACGGCAUAGCUAUCGGAGGGGAUGAGAAAGCCAAUCUGGUACUACUUACCGGUCCGAACAUGGGCGGUAAAAGUACCCUUAUGCGGCAGGUUGGUUUGCUGGCCAUGAUGGCCCAAAUUGGAUCACGCAUUCCGGCCCAAAGCUGCCGCAUGACGCUGAUUGAUCGAAUUUUUACGCGACUCGGUGCUAGCGAUGACAUUAUGGCCGGCCACAGCACAUUCCUGGUGGAGUUGAAUGAAACAUCCGCUAUCCUGAAACAUGCCACCGCCGACAGCCUGGUGCUGUUGGAUGAGUUGGGCCGUGGAACGGCAACGUACGAUGGAACAGCUGUCGCCGGUGCCGUUGUACACUUUCUGGCGGAUUUAAAAUGUCGCACCAUGUUCUCAACACAUUAUCACAAUCUAGUGGACAGUUUCCACGAAGAUCCACGGAUCGCUUUGGGUCACAUGGCCUGUAUGGUGGAAAACGAAGAUGGGGAUGAUCCUACCCAGGAGACGGUCACUUUUCUGUACCGCUACACGGAAGGGGCAUGUCCAAAAUCGUACGGAUUUAAUGCUGCUAAGCUGGCGGGAAUGCCUGCGGCCAUCAUUAAACGUGCAUACGAGCUCUCUAAAACGGUCGAAUCGGAAGCCCUGAAGCGUAAGAUACUGAUGAAGCUACUUAAAAAUGCACCACAAAACGAGAUCAAAGAUCUCGUGGUAAAGUUUAAAUCCUGCCAAUUUUAAUUGUUUUAUAUUGUUCAUGUACUCUGCUUUUACUCGUUACCCACUCGGUUUUCCAUCUUUGGACAUUUGCAAAGAUCUUCUGUAUACGUUUGUAUAGUUUGUAAGUCAUUGUGCCAUAAGUACAAAUUUCUCAUCACUUACUCAAAUUUCGCGGUCGAAUAAAUAAGCGGUGGAAUGCAUCCACGCUACAAUAAGCAAAUCGUUCGAUUUCAACCUUACGUUCGUUUUAUCUACAUCAAAAAGGAUAAUGUAUUUGACAAAAAGAUUAAGUAACAUAAUUUCCUUACAGCCGGUGAGCUAACGGCGAGCGAAAUUCCCACCUCCCACACGCUCUAGAAGUUUGAAAUCGUUUAAUGGCUAAGAAGAAACGUGAUUUGUUCCUUUUCCCCUAUGGCUGUCGUCUUCAUUUAGCUUUUUCUACUGCAAUUUUGUUACUUGAUGUAUGGAAAGGAACUUAAAGCACUUUCGCCUGUUCGCUCCGCUUGCUCAUGUUUUUGCUUCUACUCUAGCUAGUCGCCACGUGUAUGAGCAACGUUUUUUUAUCACCGUCAUC
Molecule: messenger RNA, 4143 nt
Organism: Anopheles funestus (African malaria mosquito)
Lineage: Eukaryota; Metazoa; Arthropoda; Insecta; Diptera; Culicidae
Gene: Msh6
Product: probable DNA mismatch repair protein Msh6
Exons: 4
Coding region: 69-3590 (1173 amino acids)
Biological process (GO): mismatch repair
Cellular component (GO): nucleus; MutSalpha complex
Molecular function (GO): ATP binding; ATP-dependent DNA damage sensor activity; mismatched DNA binding
Source: RefSeq, a predicted model, not a curated record